Messenger RNA from Didymodactylos carnosus, 2582 nucleotides. NCBI's taxonomy places the organism in Eukaryota, Metazoa, Rotifera, Eurotatoria, Philodinida, Philodinidae. The record is from the annotation of a GenBank genome assembly.
AAACGUGAAGUAACAUAAGCACAGAAAAAAACAUUGGAAUGCAGCGAAUCCCUCCUGCUGAUGUUCAUCAGAUUGACCGGCCAACAUUCUACCACAAGGACGAUCCUAACGGGAAACUUCAAAGAGUCCCUUGUGUAAUCAACGGCUAUGAACGCAAACGUCUUUCAGAAUUCAACGCCAUUCGUCUUGUUUCCAUAAAAAUCAUAUUCCAAUAUUCCUCACCAUCUUUGCUUCUUUGGAAAACACAUGGAUUUUCCUUAAGUGGAGAAAAGUCAAUAACUUAGCAAGUACGAGACGGUUUGUCCACGUAACUCCUAUGGCAAAGAUAUCUCAGAGCGUUGCUUUUUUUUGCUCAUUUUGUUUCGAUUAUAACUCCGAAACUAAAAGUCUUAGAGAGUUCGGAGACGUUUUAAAUUAUAGAAAAAACUGUUUUCUACAUUUUGAGAUCUAAUCAGGCUCUAGGAAACCUAUCUUAAAAAAACUGUGAUAAAAAAUGCUGAGAUCUACACCUUUGGUUUUAAUUCUUAAAAAGCAGGUCUCAGCAUUUGGAUGACAGUUUUAUGAGGAUAGGUUACCUAGAGUCUGAACAGAUCCCAAAAUGUAGAAAACAGCUUUUUCUAUAAUUUAAAACGUCUUGAAACUCUUUGCGACUUUUAGCUUCGGAGUUAUAGUCAAAACAAAAUGAACAAAAAAGGUAACGAUGUGAUAUCUCUGCCAUAGGAGUUACGUGGACAAGCUGUAGAAUUAGAAGGCUAAAACUUUCUGUGAUAAUAAUAGAUAUCUAGCACAAUGAUGAAAGAAAAUUUCAGCUCUUAAUUCGCUGUUUUGACUAAGGUAUUAGUAGGUUCCCUUGCACAGGCAAGUAAAAAAUGUUCAUAACUCUUGAGAGAAGUACCAUGAGCUCAAAUCAUUUUAGGACUUUUACUAGCUUAUUAUCCUCUAUCGAUCAGCACAUAAAUCAUUGAAAACGGAGUGUUACAUCUGAGGGAAGAUUCCCUCGUAAGAAAAAUUACAAUGAAUACAUUUGAGAAACCGAUCAACGUUAUUAUGAUCCAUAUCCAUGACAAAAAUCUUUCCAUUAGCAAAAGUUCAGAUAGGAUAUGUCGAGUUCUUUUGAAACGAGUUAUUAUGUUGAUGCUGAACACGUUCUCGUAUUCUUAUUGCAUUCUAUUCAUUCUGCAGUGUUUUAUUUCCUUAUGAUUUUCUUUUGCUUAAAAAGAACGUAAAAAUUUAUGUUAAGAUCAGUGUACGUAUUCAAACCUUCGAGAAGUGUUUAUAUAAUGUAACAUUCUAGUAAUACAACGUUUACUUCGAAAGUGAGCUUAAAGCUGAAGACAAAUUUACGUAUUGAAUUCGGAUUGAUACUUACUAACAACUGAAACCUAGUCACUCAAAUGUAUACAACAGCAUUUUUUGUUAUUGUAUAAUUUAGUCAAACGUCAUCCAGCUUUAAGAAUUGAGUAGCGUAUAGUUCGUACCUUUUUUAAAUACGAAUGACUAAGAAAUAUUGGCUUCUAGUAGUCGUUCAUAAACAUUCAGCUGACUACUAUUCGAUGUUAGCAUGUAUAAUUACGUCGAUGAACUCGGUCUAUUGGCUAUGUUAAAUUUUAAUUCGAUCCUUUUAGUGGAUGUUAACGUGUGUUACAAAUACCGUUUGAGAUCUGAACAUGUGGAAAAAAACUAAAAAUAGAAUGAAUAUAAACUGUUUUUUUUAACCAAUGUCUUUUCUGCUUUUCAUUUUAUUUUAUCCAUUUUUAUGAUUUAUUUUUUAAUCUUUUCAAUAAUAAUAAUAAAGUAUUUUAUAGCAUUAGAUGAUCGUUAACGUGGUGAACAUUUCAAUAUGUAUAAAAUAUUUGAUUCUGUUGAUCUAAUACGAAUGCUAAUAUUCUUUUUAGUGUAAUAUGACUGUCCAAAAACAAUUAAUAAAAACGGUUUUACAAUUAUUACCUUCCGUUCAAGCCUCUGCUCUUGUGCCUGAAAUACAGUUAAGUAUAUUAACAUCAAAUCAUCCUUUAUGGCAUGUACCGUAUGAAAAAGCAAUAGAAACACUUGGAACAGUAGAUCCAUGGUGGAGUUUCUUUUGGCCUGGAGGACAGGGAUUAGCUAGAUAUAUUUUAGAUAACAGAUAUUUGGUAAGAAAUAAAAGAUUAUUGGAUAUUGGAUGCGGAUGUGGCGGAUGUUCAAUUGCAGCAAAAUUAUGCUGUGCUAAACAUGUCACUGCUAAUGAUAUUGAUGAAGAAGCAUUGACAGCUGUAUGUCAUAAUGCCAUAUUAAAUGCUGUUCAAAUACAUGUUGAUAAACGAAAUUUUUUAUUAGAAAAUAAACUUAUUUCUAAUUAUGAUGUAUUAACAAUUGGUGAUAUGUUUUAUGAUGAAGAAUUAGCUCAACAAACUUGGAAUUUAAUUGACAAUGCUCUUGAUCAACGAAAAAUUGUACUAUUAGCUGAUCCGGGACGCUAUUAUUUUACCAAACAUUUAGAUGACAUUAAAAGACGAUUAAAACAAGUUGCUGAAUAUCCAGUUGAUCAAGACUAUAUUGAAGUCGGUUUUAAUACUAUAAAAAUUUUUUCUAAUAAAAUAUGA